Messenger RNA from Dromiciops gliroides (monito del monte), 4615 nucleotides. It is a transcript of the gene XPNPEP3, whose product is annotated as X-prolyl aminopeptidase 3. The transcript is spliced from 10 exons. The coding region runs from base 164 to 1687 and encodes 507 amino acids. The record is from RefSeq and is a predicted model, not a curated record. Lineage: Eukaryota; Metazoa; Chordata; Mammalia; Microbiotheria; Microbiotheriidae. Gene Ontology annotation, molecular function: metalloaminopeptidase activity; manganese ion binding. Gene Ontology annotation, cellular component: mitochondrion.
ACGGACGCCUGUGACGCCAUCGUCCCGCGCCGCGCGCCGCCCCGACCGAAAGCCCCGGCCGGCCCAGUGCGCCUGCGCGGCCGGAAGCGCCCCGGUCUCCCAGCGACACGGCGCCCGCCUGCUCUAGCGGCUCCUCUCCCGCACGCGUGAGGGGCUGGCGGCGAUGCCCUGGCUGCUCUCGGCCCCCCGGCUCGGGUCCGCCACCAGGAGCGCCCGCGGCCUCGCAGGAUGCACACCCAGUUUACAGAGGAGGUUCUCCCUCCAGCCCGUUGCAGAGAGGAAGAUUCCCAGCCGCUAUCUAGGCCAGCCCAGCCCCUUUACACACCCGCACCUUCUCAGACCAGGCGAGGUGACUCCAGGACUGUCCCAGGUGGAAUAUGCUCUCCGCAGAUACAAACUGAUGGCUUUGAUCCAGAAGGAAGCCCGAGGCCUAGGUGGCACAGACCAAGCCGUGGUCAUGCUCUCCAACCCCACGUUCUACAUGAGCAAUGACAUCCCCUACACCUUCCACCAAGACAAUAACUUCCUGUACCUCUGUGGAUUCCAGGAGCCCGACAGCAUUCUGGUCCUGCAGAGCCUCCCGGGCAAGGAGCUCCCUGCUCACAAAGCCACGCUCUUUGUUCCCCAGAGGGAUCCGAGCCGGGAGCUCUGGGACGGGCCACGGUCAGGAGCUGAUGGAGCCGUGGCUCUCACUGGUGUGGACGAAGCUUUCCCUCUGGAGGACUUCAAGCAUCUGGUCCCCAAACUGAAAGCGGAGACAAGCACAGUCUGGUAUGACUGGACCAAGCCCUGUCACGCACACUUGCAUUCUGACUACAUGAGCCCUGUGACCGAGACCAAAGCCAGAAGCAGGAACAGAGUGCGAGCCGUCCGGCACCUGGUACAGCGCCUCCGGCUCAUCAAAUCCCCUGCUGAGAUAGCGCUCCUGCAGGGUGCUGGCCAGCUGACGUCACAGGCUUUUGUUGAGACCAUGUUUGCUAGCAAAGCCCCAGUGGAUGAAGCAUUUCUUUAUGCAAAGUUUGAAUUUGCCUGCCGGUCUCGGGGUGCAGACAUCUUGGCCUACCCGCCUGUGGUAGCUGGGGGUAACCGGUCUAAUACUUUGCACUAUGUAAAGAACAACCAGAUUAUUAAGGAUGGGGAGAUGGUGCUGCUAGAUGGAGGCUGUGAGUCUUCAGGCUACGUGAGUGACAUCACCCGAACCUGGCCUGUCAAUGGGAGGUUCUCUGCGGCCCAGGCAGAGCUCUACGAAGCUGUGCUGGACACCCAGAAGGCCUGCCUGGCCCUCUGCCGCCCUGGGACGAGCCUGGAGAACAUCUACAACCACAUGCUGGCUCUGAUAGGGCAGAAGCUGCAGGAACUUGGGCUGGUGACCGGCCUCAGGGCCGAUGGCAUCAUGAAGGCAGCUCGGAAAUACUGCCCCCACCACGUCGGCCAUUACCUUGGCAUGGAUGUCCAUGACACGCCAGACAUGUCCCGCUCACUGCCCCUCCAGCCCGGCAUGGUGGUCACUAUCGAGCCAGGCAUCUAUGUUCCUGAAGAUGACUAUGGCGCCUCAGAGAGAUUCCGAGGUCUUGGCGUGCGCAUUGAAGACGAUGUGGUGGUGACUGAGGACUCGCCGCUUAUCCUGUCUGCAGAUUGCCCUAAAGAGAUGCACCACGUGGAGCAGAUCUGUGACCGGGGCUCGUGACCUGCGGGCCAGGCUCCUGGGCAGAGCUGGGUACCAGCGUCCACACACACACCUCGAGGGUCCUCCAUGGAUGGGUACAUGCAUAUAUUCUCGUGUAUAUGUUUGUGCAUGUCUAUGUAUAGGCACAUAUGGAUAGAUGUGUGUGUAUAGAGAGAGAGAGGUCGAUACUUCCUCAUUUGGGAGUUGGGGAGAAUCUUUAUGUGGAAGUUUUCCUUUAUCCUUGGGGAGCCUGAGGAGGGAAUUAUUCAGCUACAGGUGACCACAGCUCUGGAAAGAGGAGCUGUCUCCACGCCAGUAGUGACUUAGGCCAGCACAGAGUUUAAAGGCGAAGGGUGAGCAAGGUACCCGUCUCCCCUUGGCUUUUGUUAGUAAGUCUUUGAUUGGCCCAUCUCCUGCCCACCCCAUCAGGCCCCGCGUACCUGCUUCCAGGGACGCUUCCCUAUAAGGUGGCAUCGACCUGGCCACCAGGCAUUCGGCUCAGCUUCUCCUUCCUCUCUCCUCUUCCUCUUUCCCAAGGGUGUUCAGCAGAGGGAAUGGGGCCUGACAACUCUUGUUGCCCAGAACCCCCAGAUGCCCCUUUGUUUCCAUGACUUUGGUUGACUCUGGCUGCUAAGGCUGCAGCCUCGGUGCAUGUGAAGGCUCAGAGGCCAUUCUAUCUGCCCUUGUGGCUUAGAGGGCAGAAUAGGCCCCGGAAAAGCCGGACCCUCCCUCGCCUUCUCGCAGCUUCCUGCAGCGAAUCCUGCCCUAAUGGUUGCCAUUCCUUGGUCAGGUUGCCCCUCCUCUCUGUCUGACUAACAGUGAUGCGACCAGCCCAGCCCACCUUAGCCUCCUGCUGGAGGCUGAAACCUACACUGAGCAAGGCAGACUUGCUGUCUUUUCCACCGUUUGCUACAGGUGGUACCGAUGCUGGUAAAGCCUCUGAUGAGCCUUGUCUUUAGCAGUCCCUCCCAGCUCUGGCCUUGGUGCUGGGGCCUGCAGGGGAGGAAGCAUUAGCAAAGAGUUAAGAGUCAGUGCAAAAAUCAAAGCCCAGGCUUCACAAAGCACCAGUAAAAGGGCUGUGGGUUGUUUAAUAAACACGUCAGGGAAACAAGCUUGAGAAAUGACACCCUUCAUGGAGAGCUGGAAGUAUGCCUAUCUGAUAGGAAAACUGGAGAAAGAUACAGAGGAAGCCAAGGGCGGGCAGACAGGCGCUCCAUCAGGAGGCAAGGAUAAUGUUACAAAGCCAAAGUGUUACAAAUUAUAUCCGGGCCCCCCUCCCCCCCCCCCCACACACACAAAUGGGGCCCACGGCGGCUGGACGGCUGGAGCAGGUGUCUAUGAGGCGGCUCAGUGUCCAAGAGCCAAGAUGUCCCUUUACGGCCCUGACACCCCCACACACACACAAACACACACACUCCCUCACCCAGGCCCCAACUCUGGCCUACCUACCAUUCCCCACUUUAAAUGGAGAACUUGAGACAAGCAAGGCAGAAGAGCUUUUUGACUCGGGGUCCUCCAAUAAAAGCUUGCCUUUUCUUUCUCCGUGCCAUUCCUUGUGAAAGAACCCACAGUAACAAGGCUUAGACUUUCUAGCUAAGAAAACAGCCAGUCUUGGGCAGAAUGCUCACGUGCAUUUGAUACUUAUCUCCUCCUUCACCCAGAAAGAAACUUUCAAGUCACUGGGGACUUGGUUCUGGGCCUUAGAGCCCCGAGUGUGCCUUUUAGCAGAAUUGCAGUGGAUUGCUGCUCUGGUCUUUGGCCAGUCUCUUCUGGUGGGUCGGUCACUGUCCGAGUCCCAACAUCCCAAGCGGAUCCUCCUGGAUACUUGAACUGAACAACUGGUGCUCCCAAGCACAGUCACCUUGAAGCCAGUGUUGUAUGAGGUGUCUGGCUUUGCUAAAUUUGGGAAUUGGAGAGCAGAGAGUUGUUCUACCCAGGCUCUAUCCUAGGUGCAUCCCAUCAAGAUUCAUCCACCCACACUCCCGAGCCAAAACUUCAUUGGGCAGUGACAGCAAACAGACUUUCUGCUCUCUCUUUCCUCUCUGGGGGUUGGAGGAAACUUUGAGGAACAAUACAUUGACACAUUAAUAGUGAAGUCGUUAUUUCAAAGUCGCUAUUGCUAAUUGUAUUUAUGUUUAUAUCAAGAAAGAAUCGGUUUUUUUCCUCGGUUUCUGGGUAAAGAGAAGAGAAUGAAGCAGCCUCAUUGUUGAGGUGUCACUUUUGGGUGGGUGCCCUUUGCCACCAGUAUUGUCAUUUAUUCUAGAAAGUGCUGAAAGGAAAACCUCCCCUCUUAAUUGAUAGCAAGGGUCCUUUUGAGAUGUAUCACAAUCUAUCCUCAAAGCAACUUGGGGGUGGUGGCAGAAAGAAGAUCCAGCAGUAAUAAAGAGGAAAUAUAAUUUUGUUUUUGAGGAGAGGGGUUGGGGGGAGGGGAGCUUUUUGAUUUUGGGGCUUCAUUUUUGCCAUUUAGUUAAACAGUGUUAAAGUCAGACUGGAGCUGACAAUGGCUUUGUCUUGACGGUGCUGUCCCUUUAAGCUUGCUCGGGAACUGUGCUAGGCCCAUUCUUAACUGGAACAGCAGGAGAGUAAGGUCAGAUCACAACAUACCUCACGGAUCCCUUGGGGAAAGACUCUGUCUCUUGUCUCAUUCCAAGGCCUUUCCCAAGUUCACAGAACAGCUGGGUGUUCCUGACCGCCCUCUGCUUCCUGUACCCAUGGGGAAAUCGUAGCCAAUUCAUGGAGGGAAUAGCCAUGGUCUCUUCAUAGGGUAGCUGAUCUCAACCAGCAUCGACAGUUGUAUGAACUUUGUAUACACACUGUGAAUAUUGAAUCUGGACAAAAUGCUGUUACUUUGUCAAGACCCGCCCACCAAGGCAUCAGGUAUCAUUUCCCUAUAAGGGAAAAGAUAUGUCAGCAGUGUUUAAAAAAUAAACUGCAAUAUACUGUACAUUG